GAGAGCUCAUUUCGAAGGAAAAAUGGAUGAACCAUCCUCCUUGGCUAAACCUCUGGAACUGAAUCAACAUUCGAGAUUUAUGAUUGGCUCUGUAUCUGAAGAUAACUCGGAGGAUGAGAUUAGCAGCCUGGUAAAGCUGGACCUGCUGGAGGAGAAGGAGGGUUCACUGUCACCAGCUUCCGUUGGCUCAGAUACUCUCUCUGAUUUAGGGAUCUCUAGCUUACAGGAUGGUUUGGCCUUACACAUGAGGUCCAGCAUGUCUGGCUUGCACCUAGUAAAGCAAGGUCGAGACCGAAAGAAAAUAGACUCACAAAGAGAUUUCACUGUAGCUUCUCCAGCAGAAUUUGUUACCCGCUUUGGAGGAAAUAAAGUGAUUGAGAAGGUUCUAAUUGCCAAUAAUGGCAUUGCAGCAGUGAAGUGCAUGAGGUCUAUCCGUCGAUGGUCUUAUGAAAUGUUUAGAAAUGAACGUGCAAUUCGAUUUGUUGUUAUGGUUACACCUGAAGACCUUAAAGCCAAUGCAGAAUACAUUAAGAUGGCAGAUCAUUAUGUGCCAGUGCCUGGAGGACCAAACAACAACAAUUAUGCAAAUGUGGAACUAAUCAUUGAUAUAGCUAAAAGGAUUCCAGUACAAGCAGUGUGGGCUGGCUGGGGUCAUGCUUCAGAGAAUCCCAAGCUUCCAGAACUUCUUUUGAAAAAUGGUUUCGCCUUCAUGGGUCCUCCUAGCCAGGCCAUGUGGGCUUUGGGGGAUAAGAUUGCUUCUUCCAUAGUGGCUCAAACUGCAGGUAUUCCAACUCUUCCCUGGAGUGGCAGUGGUCUUCGUGUGGACUGGCAGGAAAAUGACUUUUCAAAACGCAUCUUAAGUGUUCCCCAAGAACUUUAUGAAAAAGGUUAUGUAAAGGAUGUGGAUGAUGGAAUGAAGGCAGCAGAGGAAGUUGGAUAUCCAGUAAUGAUCAAGGCCUCUGAAGGAGGAGGAGGAAAGGGAAUUAGAAAAGUGAAUAAUGCAGAUGACUUCCCUAACCUCUUCAGACAGGUUCAAGCAGAAGUCCCUGGAUCACCUAUAUUUGUAAUGAGAUUAGCCAAACAAUCUCGUCAUCUAGAAGUUCAGAUCUUAGCAGAUCAGUAUGGCAAUGCCAUAUCUUUGUUUGGUCGUGAUUGCUCAGUACAGCGGAGGCAUCAGAAGAUUAUUGAAGAGGCACCUGCUGCUAUUGCUACUCCAGCAGUAUUUGAACAUAUGGAACAGUGUGCGGUGAAACUGGCCAAGAUGGUUGGUUAUGUGAGUGCUGGAACUGUUGAAUACCUCUACAGCCAAGAUGGCAGCUUCUACUUUCUGGAAUUGAAUCCCCGGCUACAGGUGGAGCACCCUUGUACAGAGAUGGUGGCUGAUGUCAAUCUCCCUGCAGCACAACUCCAGAUUGCCAUGGGGAUCCCUCUGUACAGAAUCAAGGAUAUCCGUAUGAUGUAUGGAGUAUCUCCUUGGGCCGAUGCACCCAUUGAUUUUGAAAAUUCUGCUCAUGUUCCUUGCCCAAGGGGCCAUGUUAUUGCUGCUCGGAUCACUAGUGAAAAUCCAGAUGAGGGCUUUAAGCCAAGCUCAGGAACAGUUCAAGAGCUGAAUUUCCGCAGCAAUAAGAAUGUGUGGGGUUAUUUCAGUGUUGCUGCUGCAGGGGGACUUCAUGAAUUUGCUGAUUCCCAAUUUGGGCACUGCUUUUCUUGGGGAGAAAACAGAGAGGAAGCAAUUUCAAACAUGGUGGUGGCUUUGAAGGAACUAUCUAUUCGCGGUGACUUUCGAACUACAGUUGAAUACCUGAUCAAAUUAUUAGAGACGGAAAGCUUUCAGUUGAAUAGAAUUGAUACCGGCUGGCUGGACAGACUGAUAGCAGAAAAAGUACAGGCAGAGCGACCUGACACCAUGUUGGGAGUUGUGUGUGGAGCUCUCCAUGUGGCAGAUGUGAGCCUACGGAACAGCAUCUCUAACUUCCUUCAUUCCUUAGAAAGGGGUCAAGUCCUUCCUGCUCACACACUUCUGAAUACAGUAGAUGUUGAACUUAUCUAUGAGGGAGUCAAGUAUGUACUUAAGGUAACCCGCCAGUCCCCCAACUCCUAUGUUGUGAUCAUGAAUGGCUCCUGUGUGGAGGUUGAUGUGCAUCGACUGAGUGAUGGUGGGCUGCUAUUGUCCUAUGAUGGCAGUAGUUAUACCACGUACAUGAAGGAGGAGGUGGAUCGAUAUCGCAUUACAAUUGGCAAUAAAACCUGUGUGUUUGAGAAGGAAAAUGACCCUUCAGUGAUGCGUUCACCUUCUGCUGGGAAGUUAAUCCAGUACAUUGUGGAAGAUGGAGGCCAUGUGUUUGCUGGCCAGUGCUAUGCUGAGAUUGAGGUGAUGAAGAUGGUAAUGACCUUAACAGCUGCAGAAUCUGGUUGUGUUCAUUAUGUCAAGCGACCUGGAGCGGCUCUUGAUCCAGGAUGUGUAAUAGCUAAAAUGCAGUUGGACAACCCCAGCAAGGUCCAGCAGGCUGAGCUUCACACAGGUAGUCUUCCUCGGAUCCAGAGCACAGCUCUCAGAGGCGAGAAGCUUCAUCGAGUGUUCCACUAUGUCCUGGAUAAUCUGGUCAAUGUAAUGAAUGGAUACUGCCUCCCGGAUCCUUUCUUUAGCAACAGGGUGAAAGACUGGGUAGAAAGGUUGAUGAAGACUCUCAGAGAUCCAUCAUUGCCUCUCCUAGAAUUACAAGAUAUCAUGACCAGUGUCUCUGGCCGUAUCCCUCCCAAUGUGGAGAAAUCUAUCAAGAAAGAAAUGGCUCAGUAUGCUAGCAACAUCACAUCAGUUCUUUGUCAGUUUCCUAGCCAGCAGAUUGCCAACAUUCUAGAUAGCCAUGCAGCAACAUUGAACCGGAAAUCUGAACGGGAAGUUUUCUUCAUGAAUACUCAGAGUAUUGUCCAACUGGUACAGAGGUACCGAAGUGGCAUCCGAGGCCAUAUGAAAGCUGUAGUGAUGGACCUGUUGCGACAGUACCUACGAGUAGAGACACAGUUUCAGAGUGGUCACUAUGACAAAUGUGUGUUUGCCCUUCGGGAAGAGAACAAGAGUGACAUGAACACUGUACUAAACUAUAUCUUCUCUCAUGCUCAAGUCACCAAGAAGAAUCUUCUAGUCACGAUGCUUAUUGAUCAAUUGUGUGGCCGGGAUCCAACCCUUACUGAUGAGCUGCUGAAUAUCCUCACAGAGCUAACUCAACUCAGUAAGACUACAAAUGCUAAAGUGGCACUUCGAGCUCGCCAGGUUCUCAUUGCUUCCCAUUUACCAUCAUAUGAACUUCGUCAUAACCAAGUAGAGUCAAUCUUUCUCUCAGCUAUUGACAUGUAUGGACAUCAGUUUUGCAUUGAAAACCUGCAGAAACUCAUCUUAUCCGAAACAUCUAUUUUUGAUGUUCUACCAAAUUUCUUCUAUCACAGCAACCAGGUAGUGAGAAUGGCAGCUCUGGAGGUGUAUGUUCGAAGGGCUUAUAUUGCCUACGAACUGAACAGUGUGCAGCACCGCCAGCUUAAGGACAACACGUGUGUGGUGGAAUUCCAGUUCAUGCUGCCCACAUCACAUCCAAACAGAGGGAACAUCCCCACGCUAAACAGAAUGUCCUUCUCCUCCAACCUCAACCAUUACGGCAUGACUCAUGUGGCUAGUGUCAGUGAUGUGCUACUGGACAAUUCAUUCACGCCCCCAUGCCAGCGGAUGGGUGGAAUGGUCUCUUUCCGGACUUUUGAAGAUUUUGUCAGGAUCUUUGAUGAAGUGAUGGGUUGUUUCUGUGACUCUCCACCCCAAAGCCCCACAUUCCCUGAGGCAGGUCACACAUCUUUAUAUGAUGAAGACAAGGUCCCCAGGGAUGAACCAAUUCAUAUCCUGAAUGUGGCUAUCAAGACUGACUGUGAUAUUGAGGACGACAGCCUGGCAGCUAUGUUCAGAGAGUUUACCCAACAAAAUAAAGCUACCCUGGUUGAACAUGGAAUACGGCGUCUUACUUUCUUAGUUGCACAGAAGGAUUUCAGAAAACAAGUCAACUAUGAGGUGGAUCAGAGAUUUCAUAGAGAAUUCCCUAAAUUUUUCACAUUCAGAGCAAGGGAUAAGUUUGAGGAGGAUCGUAUCUAUCGUCACCUGGAGCCUGCCCUAGCUUUCCAGUUAGAGUUGAACCGAAUGAGGAAUUUUGACCUCACUGCCAUUCCAUGUGCUAAUCACAAAAUGCAUCUGUAUCUUGGAGCAGCCAAAGUGGAAGUGGGCACAGAAGUGACAGAUUAUAGGUUCUUUGUUCGUGCAAUCAUCAGACAUUCUGAUCUGGUCACCAAGGAAGCAUCUUUUGAAUAUCUACAAAAUGAAGGGGAGCGGUUGCUCCUAGAAGCAAUGGAUGAGUUGGAGGUCGCUUUUAACAAUACAAAUGUUCGCACAGACUGUAACCACAUCUUCCUCAACUUUGUACCCACAGUCAUCAUGGACCCAUCAAAGAUUGAGGAAUCUGUGCGGAGCAUGGUAAUGCGCUAUGGAAGCCGGCUGUGGAAAUUACGCGUCCUCCAGGCAGAACUGAAAAUCAACAUUCGCCUGACACCAACUGGAAAAGCAAUUCCCAUUCGCCUUUUCCUGACAAACGAGUCUGGCUAUUACUUGGACAUCAGCCUGUACAAAGAAGUGACUGAUUCCAGAACAGCACAGAUUAUGUUUCAAGCAUAUGGAGACAAGCAGGGACCAUUGCAUGGAAUGUUAAUCAAUACUCCAUAUGUGACCAAAGAUCUACUCCAAUCUAAGAGGUUUCAAGCGCAGUCCCUAGGGACAACCUAUAUAUAUGAUAUCCCAGAAAUGUUUCGGCAGUCCCUGAUCAAGCUGUGGGAGUCUAUGUCUGCUCAGGCAUUCCUUCCAUCACCCCCUUUGCCUUCUGACAUACUGACAUACACUGAACUCGUGUUGGAUGAUCAAGGCCAGUUGGUCCACAUGAACAGGCUUCCAGGAGGAAAUGAGAUUGGCAUGGUAGCCUGGAAAAUGAUGCUUAAAAGUCCUGAAUAUCCAGAAGGCCGAGAUAUCAUUGUUAUUGGCAAUGACAUCACAUAUCGAAUUGGAUCCUUUGGACCCCAGGAGGAUUUGCUGUUUCUCAGAGCUUCUGAGCUUGCCAGGGCAGAGGGAAUUCCACGCAUCUAUGUAGCAGCUAAUAGUGGAGCAAGAAUUGGACUGGCUGAAGAAAUUCGUCACAUGUUUCAUGUGGCUUGGGUUGAUCCUGAGGAUCCUUACAAGGGAUACAAAUAUCUAUACUUGACCCCUCAAGAUUAUAAGAGAGUCAGUGCUCUCAACUCUGUCUAUUGUGAACAUGUGGAGGAUGAAGGAGAAUCCAGGUACAAGAUAACAGAUAUUAUUGGAAAGGAAGAGGGACUUGGAGCAGAGAACCUUAGAGGUUCUGGAAUGAUUGCUGGAGAAUCCUCAUUGGCCUAUGAUGAGAUCAUCACUAUCAGCUUGGUUACAUGCCGGGCCAUUGGAAUUGGGGCUUAUCUUGUCCGACUGGGACAGAGAACCAUCCAGGUUGAAAAUUCUCACUUAAUUCUUACAGGAGCUGGAGCUCUCAACAAAGUUCUUGGGCGGGAGGUAUACACCUCCAACAACCAGUUGGGGGGCAUCCAGAUCAUGCACAACAAUGGAGUUACCCACAGCACUGUCUGUGAUGACUUUGAGGGAGUGUUCACGAUCCUGCACUGGCUGUCCUACAUGCCUAAGAGUGUGCACAGUUCUGUUCCUCUUCUGAACUCCAAGGAUCCAAUCGAUAGAAUCAUCGAGUUUGUUCCCACAAAGGCUCCAUAUGAUCCCCGCUGGAUGCUAGCAGGCCGUCCUCAUCCAACUCAGAAAGGUCAGUGGCUGAGUGGAUUUUUUGACUAUGGCUCUUUCUCGGAGAUCAUGCAACCCUGGGCCCAGACUGUGGUAGUAGGAAGAGCCAGGCUAGGAGGAAUACCAGUGGGAGUGGUUGCCGUAGAAACCCGAACAGUGGAACUCAGUAUUCCAGCUGAUCCUGCAAACCUGGAUUCUGAAGCAAAGAUAAUCCAGCAGGCUGGACAAGUUUGGUUCCCAGACUCUGCUUUUAAGACCUUUCAAGCUAUCAAGGACUUCAACCGUGAAGGGCUACCUUUGAUGGUUUUUGCCAAUUGGAGAGGCUUCUCUGGUGGAAUGAAAGACAUGUACGACCAGGUGCUGAAGUUUGGAGCUUACAUCGUGGACGGCCUGCGGGAGUGCUCUCAGCCCGUGAUGGUGUACAUUCCUCCACAGGCAGAACUGCGCGGUGGCUCCUGGGUGGUGAUUGAUCCCACCAUUAACCCCCGCCACAUGGAGAUGUAUGCCGACCGAGAAAGCAGGGGAUCAGUUCUGGAGCCCGAAGGGACAGUAGAAAUCAAAUUCCGCAAAAAGGAUCUGGUGAAAACCAUGCGUCGGGUGGACCCAGUCUAUAUCCACUUGGCUGAGCGAUUGGGCACCCCGGAGUUAAGUGCAGCUGAGCGGAAGGAGCUGGAGAACAAGUUGAAGGAGCGGGAGGAAUUCCUAAUUCCCAUUUACCAUCAGGUAGCCGUGCAGUUUGCUGACUUGCACGACACACCAGGCCGCAUGCAGGAGAAGGGUGUUAUUAAUGACAUCCUGGAUUGGAAAACAUCCCGAACCUUCUUCUACUGGCGGUUGAGACGUCUCCUGCUUGAAGAUCUGGUCAAAAAGAAAAUCCACAAUGCGAACCCAGAGCUGACAGAUGGCCAGAUCCAGGCCAUGUUAAGACGCUGGUUUGUGGAAGUGGAAGGAACUGUGAAGGCCUAUGUUUGGGACAAUAACAAGGAUCUAGUGGAGUGGUUGGAGAAGCAGCUGACUGAGGAAGAUGGUGUCCGCUCAGUAAUUGAGGAAAACAUCAAAUACAUCAGCAGAGACUAUGUCCUCAAGCAGAUCCGCAGCUUGGUCCAGGCCAAUCCCGAAGUUGCCAUGGAUUCUAUCGUCCACAUGACCCAGCACAUCUCACCCACUCAGCGCGCAGAAGUUGUACGGAUCCUUUCUACAAUGGAUUCCCCUUCAACGUAGGAAGAACUUCCUGCCCCUGGACUCAAGGGCUAGAGCUGCCUUUUCCGAUGAGAACCCUGGGAUCAAAGGCACCUAAGACUCAGUACUGGAAUCAAAGUGCCAUUUUGAUUCACAAAAUCUAGCCCAACUCCAAGGUUCAGUAUUUAUAUCAUCGGGACUUGGUCCCUCUUUGGAAAGGCAAUGAUGGGUACACACAUGUACCAGGAGGUCUUACUCCACACAGCAGCUUCCCAGCCUCAUGAGCCUGCAGCCACAGGCAGCGGAGGAAGGCUAGGGUGAGGCCCCAGAUCUGAGGACAGAAAAGGACCUCGACUUUGUGGGGUUUUGGCCCCCACCUUUGUCUCAACUCAUAGUGGCACAGGAGAGGAAUCCUUCUGACUUAAUCACACCACAUUAACUGCUUAUGAUGAGAAAGGAGGGCAUGGGACAUACAUGCUCCAUGAGAACUCAAAGCAGAGAGACACCCGAUCCAAGCAGCAAAGACGAUGGACCAAGCCACUGUCAUUACUGUGGAGGCCUCAAGCUUGGUUCCAUGCUUUCCGCCUACCUGUCCUCUCAGACUACAGGGGACAGAGGCUGGAAUGUCUCAGAAGCUGUAAUUGUUCAGCCUGCAGCAGCCCUGAGCUCUCUCCAGGGCAGCUGUCCCAUUCCCUUUUGGUCUUAUUUCCAGGAAUGUACACGGGUGGCAGGACGCCCUCCCCAUAGCUGCUGAAAAGUGCCUGGUAGCAGCGCUGUUCUUCACACCAGACCCCGGCCUUCCCCCGAAGCAGAAUGCUUCCUGGGGUCAUGGAAUCCACAGACCUUAGAAUUAUUCACAACUUGCCAUGGUGCUGCUGUCUCCCUGUUCCCUCCCUGGCCUGCGGCCUUCUCCAGGUGUGGAGAGAGUUUGUUUUCAACAACCAUUUAUCCCAGGAAUGAGUUUACUGGUACCCUGUUGGUUCUCCUAAAACAAGAGAGGCAGGUGGUCAAGACUGGUGAAGCAUCCAAUUCCUGCAGUGCAGCUAAUUGCAUUUGUCACUGGUGACCAAAGAGGAAAUCACUAAGAUAUUGUAGGAGUAGUGGUGUGACUGCUUCUGUACAAGCUACAGUUGUCUAGCUCACACACAGGAAAGCGCUGCAUGUAGGGCUGAACUGGGGUGACCAUCACUAUUCAGAUGCAAAUGUGCACCACCAGGGAUGGAGCUGGCUGCCCUAGGUGUGGGCAGUGGCUCUCAGCUCUAACCAGAUGAUUCCACUCAACAUUCUGCCAUAUAUGGCCCCAGUGACUCUGAGAGGCAAAGUGUAUUCAUUUACCUCCCCUCCAAAUUAUGACACUAACUGAAGGUUUCUCUUGGAACCCCAGAGGGCUGGCUGCCCACACUGUUCACAACGCAGCCCUCACUUGUCACACUGAGUCAUGGACACAUUCCCCGAGGGGCCAAAUGGAGUCUUUUCACAUUUUGUUGAAAUAAACCACCUUUGUAGAAGA
Messenger RNA from Suncus etruscus (white-toothed pygmy shrew), 8531 nucleotides. RefSeq names its product acetyl-CoA carboxylase alpha (gene ACACA). NCBI's taxonomy places the organism in Eukaryota, Metazoa, Chordata, Mammalia, Eulipotyphla, Soricidae. The record is from RefSeq and is a predicted model, not a curated record. Gene Ontology annotation, biological process: fatty acid biosynthetic process. The coding region runs from base 23 to 7063 and encodes 2346 amino acids. Gene Ontology annotation, molecular function: ATP binding; metal ion binding; acetyl-CoA carboxylase activity. The transcript has 54 exons.